CAUACAUGCAACGUGAGGACGGUCGCAGACAAGAGACAGUCGUUUGACGCUUAAGCAGACCUGACGCACGGAUGCGGCGAGCCACAUUGUCUGCGUUAUCUUGUGUAUAUAGCUUUGUGGUGGCAUGUGUGUUGGCUGCGGCUGCCGACGAGCAGCUAUGGAGCGACGAUUCGCCUGGCACCCGAGUCACACGGACAGCACUGGAGUUUCGUGACGCAUUGGCCGAUGCUUCUAUAUCAGAAGUGUUAAUCGAUACAGUAACAAUUAGCAUCAACGACACGGCCGUGUGGGGGCCAACGAUAAGCAUCACUCGAAAUGUGACGAUUCGAGCCCGAGAUAUGGCGCAGAAUCGAUACCCAGUCAUAAACAUUGGCACAGCGGUUAUGCUGUUUUCCAUUGGGCCAGGCUACUUCAUGACUUGGAUCGGCAUCGGCGUGUUUUACGACCAUGCGACGCUGGGACCUGGGGUGCGGGCUUAUCGGCUUUCCCCGGGUGCCCGGAUAGUCUACGACAAGUGCUUAAUAAGGCGGCUGAUUGGGCUUCCCUACGAGGAUGCAAUUCGGAAUGCUGAGUCUCUCAUACGGCCCGCGGCCUUCCCGGGAAACCAGACCGUAUUGCUUGUGAACAACGUCACACUUCUCACCAGCGAGCCGGAGCCGCGUGUGUUGGACCGCGCUACUCUGCUGGUUGACUACGCGGGCUCCGUGGCGCCUGACACCUCGAUGGCAUCCCAAGGCCUUUUCUUCGGUGGCUACGACGUGUGGAUACACGGCCCCAGUUACUUCAUUAACGAAUACUUUGUCAACGCGACCUGCCUCGCCACCCGUCCAAGCAGCGAAUGUGUGGCCCUUUUGCUCAAUGAUAUUGAGUUGGAAAAGGCCCGGAAGGAGGCAGCAAAGCAGGCGGCUGCGGACAGCGGCAGUGGCGGUGAGGACAACACGGCCACGAUCGUGGUUGCUGUGGUGGUGCCGGUGGGCUCCGUGCUCCUGGCGGCUCUGGUGGGGUCCAUCUGGUGGGCGCGCCGCAACAGGCGGCGGGAGCUCGAGCAGCGGCAGCGCGUCAAAGCCGCCGCGGACAAAGCAGCAGACUUGGAGGCGGGCGACCCACGGGAGAAGACGGGCUCUGGCGGCGGGCGGCUGGGAGUGCUUGCAGGCGGCUUGAGACGCAGCGGCGACGGCGACGUGUUCCUAGGGGUGGAGGGGGAGCACGGCCUGCCGCAAUGGUCAGAGGCGGCACAUCUUGAGGCGGAUGAUGUUGGAGACAAGUCCCAGCAUACUCCUCUCACCAAGCCGGCCGCCUGCAGCAGGCAGCGGAUUUCGGACAACGCAAGCAGCACUACCGACACGGAGGCAGGCGCCUGCUCCGGCAACAGCAGCGCCGACCUGCAGCCUACGCCUCACCUGCAGCCGCCGCCUGCUGUGCUGUCCGCCGGCCUGGAGGGGCGCCAGGACGGAGAGGAGGGGCUGGCGCAGGCAGGCCAGCAGGAGCACCCCAGCGGGAAGGAAGGGCACACGCAGAUGUACACUGGGGGCCACAGCAGCUCUCUGGAUCCCUCUCAGGACACCAGAAUGAGUGCCCUCCGCAUGAAACCCAUUUUCACGCGCACGCUGGAUGCCGCACCUUACUUCAUGUCUGGGGCUGCAGCUGUUGGCCAGUCAAUCAAAGCGCUUACUGCCUUCAGUGGAACGGAUUUACAAGGUAGCACGGUGAAUGUGAAGCCCCCGCCUGACCACGUUUCAUCGCCAGAGGAGGUUGUAGCAGAGCUGGGCGCAAUGGUGAAGGAGCUCCGGAGCAACGCGAACCACGUGGCGAUUGUGCUCGAGGGCGUGUUGGGGCACGGCUCGUUCGGCACCGUGUACAAGGGCACGUGGCAGGGCUUGCCUGUGGCGAUCAAGACGGUUGUGUUCUCAGCCAACCAGGAGAGCCGCAGGCAUGCCCUAAAAGAGGCGGCACUAUGCCAGAGCAUCGGCCACCCCAACGUCAUCGCCACUUACGCGACCGAGCUGCAGCCUAUUGGGGUUUUGCCCAGCCGUGACAAGUCAUCUGACCGGGUGUCGCCUUCUGACGACCCCAGCUCUAGCCAGAAAACAUCACACCUCAACAUCACGGACUGGCGUCUGUACAUCAUCCAGGAGUUUGCGGACGGGGGGCCGCUGGCCAACCUGUACGGACACCGCGCGCUGUGGCUCUCGCCCGGCGUCGUCAACCUGGCGGCGGUGGUGCCCCUGGCCCUGGGCAUCGCCCGCGCCCUGGCGCAUCUGCACUCCAAGCGCAUCGUGCACGGCGACCUCAACCCCAACAACGUGCUGCUGAAGCAGGACCCCGCGCAGCCGUCUGGAUACGGGGUCAAGGUCGGAGACUUCGGCCUCAGUGUGCUGCUGCCUCACGACCGCACGCAUCUGAGCAAUAUCGUCAUGGGUACCAUGUUCUACAUCUGUCCUGAGGUGGCCUGCAAGGGCCAUGUGGGACCGCCCGCGGACGUGUUUUCUCUGGGCGUCAUCUUGUGGGAGCUGUACCAUGGCCGGCGUGCGGGAAUACGGACCCAGGAGGGCCCCCGAUACUGUAGCAACUUCCCGUCCUUCCCGCCGGGCUGCCCCGAGGAGUACCGGAGGAUCACGUUGCACUGCAUGCAGCGUCGUCCGCAAGACCGGCCGGACGCGGUCACCAUUGUCAGCACGCUGCAGCGCCUGCUAGAUAACCUCGGUGCUGCGUGACAAUUUACUGGGCCAGGUGCCGCAGUGGCCACGUGCGAGGAGGGGUGGUUUUGUGGCGCUGGCAGCGCCGUCGGGGACUUGUAAAGCUUAUCAGUAUUGAGGCACAUGUGCGUGCAUGAAUGAUAGCAAACCGCUCGCGCACGCACACACGCGCGCGCUCCCUGGGCAUGCUACUUUUGUUGAUUUGCAAGUAGAGCUCGCAUGCAUGGCGUGACAAAUUCGUGUGAAUUCACUCGAAGAUCCAACUUGGAUCUUUGCUUGGCAACCUCGCAAUGUGCGGUGACAAAGCAGCCUCUGGUCAACCGGAACUUUGAGUGAGCACUGCUUUCCGGAGAUGGCUACAUCUUUUUGCACCACUUGAGGGUGUUAUUCGGAGUGCAAUGUAGCAUGACUUACAAUGGAGAAGCCGGGUGCACCCCUGGCCUGCGGCACGUCUGCUUGUCGAAGGAAUGAGAAGCCAGGGGUUAGGGGCCCUGGACCCCUGGUUUCUUCGUUGAAUCUGGCCGUCAUAUACGCAUGGCGUUGCCUUUCAGUACUGUGCGCACGCGUUGGGGAACGCGUGCUUGAAAUGUUGUUCGAAGUCAAACUACUGCCUGCUGGUUAUUGACAUGCGUGUGGUCACAACAACGUGACAGAACUACUUCCCGUGAAUUGCUAACAAAACACACUUCAAGUGUGUGGGGAGGCGUAUAGGGCCUGGCCUUGCAUGCGUUUUCACAACAACGUGGGUACGGUGGGCCAUCUUUAUUUGCUUAAUAUUCGUAGACUUGAAGGCGGAGUGCAUGCCUCCGGUGCUGGUGAUCACGCCGUGCAUACGCCUAUGGCUUUUGUACAGCCACCUGGAGGAAUAAAUACUAGAUUGGCGAGCGUACCGCACUGCAUAACCUUUGGGUGAAGGACAGCGGGGUGGCAUCCACAAGAAGAAUCGUGGGGGUGGUGCGGACGGCACGUGUGCGGACGGAUUGAGGGCCCCAAAACACGACGAACAUUGCAACUGCGCUGAACCGUACUGUUAUUUCUGGGAUGGGGGUAAUAAGGCAAGGCGUAAGAUUAAGGUGGAGAGCAAUGAAAGUCGCGCAACGGGUAUAGGGAGGAUUGGAGGAAUAUGGGGAGCGUAAGCUUGACGCUAACCCGUACGCUCGGUUGAGUAAGACCAAACUUACUGUAUUUGGCGUGAGGGCACGGUGUGUACAGUGGUGCGCAGUACGGUACCUGCAGGCACCCGCACAAGGCUGCACGCCUGCACAGCGGCCUGUGUGCCAUGUUUGGGGCUGAGCCCCGAGAGCGGCCGAUGUCUGACUAGAGUUUCGACCAAGGUAGAAACUCU
Molecule: messenger RNA, 4041 nt
Organism: Chlamydomonas reinhardtii
Lineage: Eukaryota; Viridiplantae; Chlorophyta; Chlorophyceae; Chlamydomonadales; Chlamydomonadaceae
Exons: 18
Coding region: 384-2714 (776 amino acids)
Biological process (GO): protein phosphorylation
Molecular function (GO): ATP binding; protein kinase activity
Source: RefSeq, a predicted model, not a curated record